AUGGAACUCAUGUGUGCAAUUAGAGUCAUUUUCUUCCUGCUCACAACGACUGUGAUCAUCAUUUGUCUCUUCAUGGAGUCAGCCGUGGUUCCCCCAAAAGAAAAGAUACCAGUUCCUCAUAAAAUGGAUGCCAAAGGAAAAAUGACCAUGAAAAGAUCUCUUGAAAGAACACGAUCGAACAUUUUAAACUGUGAUGUAUCUAAUAAUAGAUCUAUUGAAGAAGGUCAACUUCCUGAAGGGGCAAUUUCACACAACACAGUAGGAUUAACAAUGCUCAUCUCAAAGCCAUCUUGCAAAGCUUUGAUUUCAGGAAAAGACGCGGAAUACAAUGAAAUGAAAACACAGAUCUUUACCUAUAAGUAUCCAUAUAGGCCAAAGACUGAUUACCAAUUGGUGACGCGAAACUGCCAUAAUUUUCUCCGAGAUCGAGGAUAUAUACUAAACGUAACCAGUGAAGAGAUUGGGUUCCCACUUGCCUACAAUAUACUAAUGUUCAAGGACGUGGAGCAGGUGGAGCGACUGCUCAGAGCUAUUUACAGACCUUCCAAUUUCUACUGCAUCCACGUAGACCGGAAGGCGCACUUCAAGGUAAAGCUUCAGAUAAUGAGCAUUGUGAGGUGCUUCCCUAACGUAUUCCUGUCAUCGAGACAGAUGAAAGUAGAGUGGGCUGGAUACUCUGUCUUAGAGGCGGAAAUGGCGUGUAUGAAGGACUUGCUACAACGGCCUGGGUGGAAAUAUUUCAUCAAUUUGACAGGACAGGAAUAUCCCCUCAAGACGAAUCUGGAGAUUGUCCGAAUUCUGAAGAUCCUGAAUGGUGCAAACAGUAUAGAUGCUACCACGAACAAGAAGUGGAAAAAACUAUGGAAGCACUUGGGGAAUCCGCCUCAUAAAAUACGUACUUACAAGGGCAACACUCAUAUCGUGGCGUGUAGGGGAUUUGUGGACUACAUCAUGAACAACCCAAUCGCAAAAGACUUUGCAAAGUGGGUGAAAAACGCAGUGGUCCCGGACGAAACAUUUUUCCCUUCUCUUAAUCACAACCCGCACCUCAAGGUGCCAGGCUCAGCCUUAGGUAAGACGACAAUCGCCUCCAUGUACACAGUCAGUGGGUGA
Messenger RNA from Haliotis rufescens (red abalone), 1113 nucleotides. Its product is annotated as beta-1,3-galactosyl-O-glycosyl-glycoprotein beta-1,6-N-acetylglucosaminyltransferase-like. The transcript has 2 exons. Bases 1 to 1113 code for a protein of 370 amino acids. Gene Ontology annotation, cellular component: membrane. The record is from RefSeq and is a predicted model, not a curated record. Gene Ontology annotation, molecular function: acetylglucosaminyltransferase activity. Lineage: Eukaryota; Metazoa; Mollusca; Gastropoda; Lepetellida; Haliotidae.